This is a messenger RNA of Akanthomyces muscarius, 1668 nucleotides long. RefSeq lists its product as uncharacterized. Lineage: Eukaryota; Fungi; Ascomycota; Sordariomycetes; Hypocreales; Cordycipitaceae. Bases 1 to 1668 code for a protein of 555 amino acids. The transcript has 5 exons. The record is from RefSeq and is a predicted model, not a curated record.
AUGGGCCACAUAAACAUGAUGGACGAUGUCAUCAUCGGCAAUCUUCCUCCCGAGCACAUCCGCUCCGUCGUGCGGUCACUGCUAUCAACCGGCCCUGAAGUUCAGGCGGUAUUCCGUGAUAGCGUGCGACAAAGACUGCGAGAUUUCCCCCCUGGCUUGCCACCGCCGAACGAGCUAUUUCCCUUUCCGGAUAUGGUGUCGCCCGCCUGCGCAGACUACCUGGCGGUUAUUCGAUGCACAUUCUCCGCCAAGUUGGUGAUAGAGGCCGUGCCAAGUAUGUGCCAUGUUAUCGAGGCUGUUCCCAGAGCCAAGGCAAGCUGGGUGUCCGGGUCGCCGCUCGAUCAGAUGCUGGAGCGUGUAGACGGCGACGUGGUACAGGCCAUGCAGGCCAUCAAAGAAGUAUCUCCCUCGGCCGCCGAACUGGAGACAUCCCUAGACGCGAUGUUUGCAGCCUUGGCCAAAUGCCAGAGUUACUGCGAAGCCGCGGGUCUCAGGUAUCCCUUUCAGCGCGGCACGAGACAAGUCCAAGAUACUGCAUCACUUUUACUGCCCAGCAAGCAGCUUGCCAAGGCCAUUGGUAUCGGUGCACUAGACGUGAAGCUUCCAACGUCUUCCGAAGUAGAAACGUUCAGAAUAGGCGAGCGAGAGCUCCCACGGCUCUUCAACGGUCUGUGGCAGAUGGCCUCGCCGGAAUGGGGCUCCUCGAGCGCCGAGCAGCAGGAACAAGCACUCGCCACGCUGGUAGAGUCUGGGUUUACAGCGUUUGACAUGUCGGACCACUAUGGCGAUGCGGAGCUCGUGUGUGGGGACUUUCGCGCGCGACUCCCAGAAGAGGUCAGGAACGCGACGUACAUGGCCACAAAGUGGUGCGUGUUCCGCGACAUCCAGACGCCGGUGACGACGGACUGGGUGCUGAGCCAGGUGAAGGAGCGCUGUCGUCGGCUGAGUGGUCGAGCUGACAUGCUGCAAUUUCAUUGGUACGAUUACGAGAAAAAAGAGUAUUUGGAUAUCCUCGUUGAGCUAGUCAGCAUCACCAAAUCCCACCCCGAGCUCGUCACCGACAUUGGUCUCUGCAACUUUGACUCGCAGCACACCGCCGAAGCAUGCGAGUACCUCCUUGCCAAGACUGGCUCCGUCGGCCUCGUCUCCAACCAAGUCCAAUUCUCCGUCCUCGACUCCCGGCCCCUCAAGGAAAUGGUGCACGUCUGCGCCAAGUACAACAUCAAGCUCCUCACCUACGGCUCCUUUUGCGGCGGAUUCCUCGCCGACAAGUGGCUUAACCACCCCGCGCCACCCGACAGCUACGGCGGCCUCACGCCCUCGCAGCGCAAAUACCUCGAUACUCUGCAUACAUGGGGCACGUGGACAGAGUUCCAGGAGCUUCUCGCUGUGCUUGAAUCUGUGGCGGGGAAGCGCAGUGUCGGCGUCGCUAAUGUAGCGGCCCGAUGGGUGCUGCAGCAGAAGGCGGUCGGCGCGGUCCUGGUCGGCACGCGGCUAGGCGUGUCUGCGCAUGGUGCUGAUAACAUAGCUACGUUUGGCUGGGAGCUGACGGAAGAUGAGAUCGCGGCGAUUAAUGCUGGGGCGCUGGGUGAAAAAGGCGAAAAAACAGAUGCUGUAUUCGCCAGCAUGGGUGAUUGCGGACAAGAGUAUAGAAAUAUGCAUAAAUAG